AAGAAGAGAAAAGUCCAUACCCGCGACCCAAACCAAGAACGGAAGUAGGGUAACAAGACAGGUCUUUCAGUUUUAGAGCAAAGCCCUGCGUGCCGGUGCUUCUUACAGUAACUUCUCCCCUUCGUUCCACGGCGCCGCCCACAUGCCUCGGCCGGGUAACGGACUCGGGCGGCUUUCGUGACUUCUCCUUCUGCCCACGCGAGACUCAAUAACCUCGCCGGUCAACUGCUCAGUCGAGCUCCGUCGGACGCUCGAGGCCGUUUGCUUUCGUUCGGCGCACAGCUGAGUCCGUGCUCCGUCCAGAUUCCCCUGCCCAAUUGCUCCCCCAACAGUGACGGCAAUGAGCAAAAGGAAGCGGCCCGACUCGAAUGUUCCUCCUUCUCAGUCCAUGACUGAGCAAGAGAAGAUUCUCUAUAGUCUAAUCCAGAGUAAGCAAGACUCAGGCAUCUGGUCGAGAGACAUGAAGCGGGAGACCAGCCUCCCCGACAAUGUCGUCGAUAAGUCCCUCAAGUCCCUUCUCAGCAAAGGUCUGAUCAAGGAGGUGGUCAAUGUCCAGUUCAAGGGGCGGAAGCACUACCUCGCGUCCGAGUUCGAGCCCUCCCCUGAGCUCACUGGCGGGAAGUGGUACAACGAGGAAGGGAGGCUCGAGUCUGAGUUCAUCAACUUCCUCAAGGACCAAUGCCUGAAGCACAUCAGGAAUCUAAAGAUUGCGACAGUGGACAUGGUCGCGGACACCAUCCAGCGGUCCCGGGUCCUGAAGGUCGAGUACUCAAGCCACGAGAUUGGGGAUAUUGUGAGGGCAUUGGUUUUGGACAACGAUGUGAUUGAAAUGAGGAGCAAUGGAGUUGGGGAGUUUGCUUCCAUCCCGACUGGCAGGAUGUGUUAUAAGUGUAGUAGGUCGCCUGAUGCGGCGAAGGAAGCAAGAGUUGGGGCGAUGGCUUCCAUACCUUGCGGGGUGUGCCCACGGAUAGCCCAUUGUACGCCCGGCGGCAUCAUUUCACCGACGACUUGCGAAUAUUAUACCAGUAAAAUACGGACGAUGGACAGCUUGCUUUCACAUCCAGGGAUCAGGCCUGUGACUUGCGCUUAGUCGUGGACAGAGUGAUCAUUGGCGGUCGCGCAAGAGGUUCUCCAAUGGCGCCGAAGCUUCCUCCUCUCGCCGAAGCUCUCCCCGCUCAAAGGAGAUGCCACGAGCUUCCACGAGUCUCCGUUGCGAGGCCCUACGAACAGAGCGUGUCUGGUACUCUUAGAGGAUGAGGCCAGCGACGGCGGUGAAUGGUUAUGAGCGGAUGGCGUUUAGGAGGUGGCUGGAUUUCAUAGGAGAGAUCGUAGGUGAACGGGCAGAGGGACCAUCGGGAGGACUGUGAGGCGACCGGGAGAAGAGAUGAACGGAGAAGGUGAGAUCUGGCUUCGUCUCCGGAGGGCAUCCUCUCGAGCCAGCCUUCAAACUCUCAAAAACCAGCGAGACCUCCGUCAAAAUGGUCGAACGCUCCCCUAUUUCAUGAACAAGCACUGAUUGAGCAUGCUUUCCUUCUCUCUCCCUUUGAAAUUGUUUCCGCCAAGAGAAAAAGACCCGGCAUGCUCCUCACGCCUUUAUUUAUGGGAUAACGACCUAUAUGAUUUAUUAAUUUUGGCUCAACAUGCAAUAUGAUUCUUGUAAUUUUAAUUUGUUCAA
Messenger RNA from Eucalyptus grandis, 1675 nucleotides. RefSeq names its product DNA-directed RNA polymerase III subunit RPC6. The transcript has 4 exons. NCBI's taxonomy places the organism in Eukaryota, Viridiplantae, Streptophyta, Magnoliopsida, Myrtales, Myrtaceae. The coding region runs from base 341 to 1090 and encodes 249 amino acids. Gene Ontology annotation, biological process: transcription by RNA polymerase III. Gene Ontology annotation, cellular component: RNA polymerase III complex. The record is from RefSeq and is a predicted model, not a curated record.